GAGUAUAAAUCAGUUAGCUAACUGACUCCAACGAUUCAUUAACACAGCGCGGACUUGUAAAGACUACCUACGUACUCUUAAGCUAAACAUGAAGCUUCUUGUUUUAUCCGUCCUAUUUGCGUUCUCCUUGAACUAUGGAACUACGUCAGAUUUACCAAAAGAAGUCUUACUUUUCAAAGAAGUUGGUUUAACCUCAAUGGUCCUUCURCCAACCGGGGUUACCAAGGGUUCAGGUCAUCACAGCAAAACCCCAGCAUUCACGUUCAAUCGUCAAGUUCAAAAACUCCUGGCUGGGAAGAAAGGCUUAAAUGACGCCAUUCGUAUUAUUGGCGAGAGUCACGAUUUUAUAGUCAGUGCGUAUAUCAAGGUUGACAAAGGCAGCGCGUUAAGCAAAAAUACAAUUGUGUCGAUAAACUCUCCAGAUGGGAAUACACUAUACUUCCUACUUGCCGUAUCGAGCGACUGGAAAACAUCUCAACUGAAAAUCGAGUUCUACUUUCAAUCAAAARGUGGUAUGCUGAAGAACCUCAUAUCAAAUACCCCGCGAAAAUCUGACAUAACAAUCUGGCAYAAGGUUUCAAUGCGCGUUCAAGACUCCGAGAAGCUGAUUCGAUUCUACGUUGAUGAUUCAAUGGUAGAUGUGAAGAAGUUUGACCAUCAGAUCAAAGCCAUUCCAUCMGACAGUCAGCUUCGUUUAGCUCAGGCYUACGAGAUCGGGAUGGAAGGAACACCAGAAAUUACUAACAGAUUUGAGGGUACUCUACAAGACGUCAAGAUAUCUCUAGGAUCUGGCAAUUGUAACGCACCAACAGCCUCGCCUCAACCGUGCGCAUGUCCAUCUGUCGGUGGCAGUGGUUGUGUCAUGGACGGCCGUGKAUACAGAGAUGGACAACAGUGGAACAGAGAUAAAUGUAACGUCUGUAAAUGCAAGGGUAAUCACGUGUACUGCAUUCACACAUGCGCAGUGUGCCGUGAAGGUAGUAAGAUUUAUUUCSAUGGUGAUACUUGGCAUCCUAGCAACGAUAGCUGUAUGAACUGCAAAUGUGAGUCUAGUAAAACAAAGUGUACUCGUCCAGUCUGCCCAAAGCCAUCAUGCAACAAGCCYGGCUAUUCAGGCAAGACUAUUAUACCUAAAGGACAAUGCUGUGCUAUUUGCAGAGAGGACCACUGCAAAGCAAGUAAUCAAGUUUAUAAAUCGUGUGGUUGCACAAAAACAUGCAAAAAUCAAUAUAGUUCAUCGCCAUGCGGAGGAAAAUGCACAGAAGGUUGCUUCUGCCCAAAGAACCAGRUCUUGAAAGACGGCAAAUGCAUCUCGCCUUCUCAUUGUGGUUGCUCAUACAACGGCAAGAUAUAUAAACCUGGACAAUUCGUGUCAUCAUCAUGCAAGUUCUGUAUGUGUGUUAUGGGAUACAUGCAUUGUACCAAGUUAUGCUGAAUACGAACUGAACAGUACUUGUAAAAUAACUAUCUGAACUAAACGUGCAGAAUUCUAUUAUAUAACCUGAUAUAUGUUUUAUCAAAUUACAUAUCCCAUGAUGCUCAGUAAUUAGGCUUUUCAAGUUGAGAGUUGAGUGAGCUCAAAAUAGACCAAUAUGUCGAUUGGACUGAUUGGUAAUAAUACUACCGCCAUCUUGAAUUUUUUUAAAACUAUAAAAUUUUAAAAUAAAGUAAGAAAUUAUUUCCAAGGGGCAAAAGCACAAAUCGUUAUAUAGAAUGGUGUCGAGAUUACUUACCCUAAAAAUUUCAAGCUUCAAAAUUUAAAUUAAUGCUUCAAGAGGGCUAUGUUUUUAGCCCUACAGUUUAUAAAAUUAACUGCUUCGUGCGCCACUGCUCAUCCCCUAGUUUUAUGCUGAAUUGAUACGUCGAAUUCAAGAUGGCGSCCGUUUUAGUAAAGACGUCUAUUUAGUCUUCAAACCACAUACGAAUACCAAGAUUUUAUAUAUAGUUUAAAACACGAGACCUUUGCUAGGGUCAUGGAAUUUUAUAUCUGAUAAAGGUCACUCUUUAUAUGAAGAAUACUAAUAAUGAUAGACUUGCCACAAAUCGACCACACUGUUGGGACACUGAUAAUUCGAGCGACGUAGUCGCGAGUAUAAGCGAACCAGGAAAAACGGACUUUGAGAAAGUCUAUUAUAAUAAUGAGUGUUUUAUCAGAUAUAAAGGUCCAUGCAUGUGACCAAAUAGGCUCAUUCUAUUGGCCUAAUAACUCAUYAAUUAUGUAUGAGUUUUUUAACAUAUUUAUAAACUUCAGCAUAGCUUUCUCGUAAUAUUAUUUGUUGAUAAUCGGAUCUUAUUUUUUAAUAAUAAGUAAUUAUAUGUAAAUACGAUUUUUUUAUGAAAAUAAAUGUCGACAAAACAGUA
Messenger RNA from Exaiptasia diaphana, 2361 nucleotides. Its product is annotated as protein kinase C-binding protein NELL1. The transcript has 9 exons. Gene Ontology annotation, molecular function: protein binding. The coding region runs from base 89 to 1435 and encodes 448 amino acids. The record is from RefSeq and is a predicted model, not a curated record. Gene Ontology annotation, cellular component: extracellular matrix. Lineage: Eukaryota; Metazoa; Cnidaria; Anthozoa; Actiniaria; Aiptasiidae.